AUGAUGGCUGCGCCUGCCACGACGUCGCUGGACAAGAUCCGUGCUCAAUUAGUCGCCCUGCGAAAUGAGAAUAGGCGCAUUGUAGAGGAGGCAAAACAAGUAGCCGAGCAGCGGCAAUGGGAGAAACUGGUGAAAGAACAAAAGGAGAAAGACGUGCUUCGUGUAGGAAUCGGCCUGACUCACGAGAAAACGCGAGGCGACUCUCUCACAAAGCUAAUCCAGAGUGAGUAUUCACGCCUGAACAAGCCAAAUGAUGCCUUUCGCGUCGGCAAAGAAGUCGUUGACGGGGUUGCGCAGCGGUCCUUUCUGCUGCAAGAAAAACGAUUCAAGGACACGGAUGACGUGCUUCGAAAGAACGGGAAUGCUACUGAUACUCGGCGCUACAUGGCGCUAACCUUUUCGUCGUCGCCCGAGCAAAGGUCUCAUUUAGUGGAUGUUCUGAAGCGCAUGCAAGCACAAUGGGCAGCGGAGUGCGAGAAGCUUACGAGAGCAUCUGACUCCACACAAAGUUCUUGUAGCAACAAUAUCAACGUUACAGUUGAGGCCAGCUCAAGUGUGGUAUCGCAACUGGCAUGGUUGACGGUGCUAGAGGGGCUACCAGAUGAAGACACUCGCGCACUCUGGGAGGCCGACAUACUCGAUGCAGAGACGCUGUCGUCUUUGCUCUCUGACCCUUUGUCAGAUACAUCUUCGCCGACAGAGAGGAGCGCUACGUCGGAGCGCACUCGAAACGACGGGGGCCAAGACACCUCCGACGAGGAUGCACCUGCUGACCUGCUUUUCAAAAAGGUCAAGUAUGCGCAGCAGCUAUACUAUCUGCAAGAGAUCACAAAUACUAUUCGGGAGACGGAGCUGGGUGAUGUGCCACCGAUUGAUCUGGCACCGGCGAUUGUAAAGGCGAAACGGCGCCAAUUCGAUGACGUCACAGAAGACGAGCUCCGUCAGCUCGAGCAGUACGAAGAGUCCGCAGCCAUGCACCUUCCUCUGAAGGUGUCGUUUCCCUCGACGGGCGCAUCACGUGGGGUGAAGGCUGAACCGUGCAAUGUCUGUGUUCCUGCCGCGAUGCUCGAGCGUGCCCUUUUCCCCUCCAAUUGCUUUUUGAAUGCAGUGGCGCAAAAGGACGCCGCCCUGCGGCGCUCUUUGGAGCGGAUGGAGCGAAUCAAACGAGAGACGCUGCUCGAUCCGGAGUUUCAAGAGGCGGUGCGUUUCGCGCACGCCGUGGAGGAAGCAUCUGUGGCGCCCCAUCUUCGUGGCUGGGACAGCAGCAACGGUCAUGACGGUGAUGCCAGCGGUGAGGAGAACGGCGCGCUACUUCGGGCCACUCGCCGCACUGUAUCGAAGCGCGAGAAGCGGGCGGCUCGCAGCCACCAGCUGCGAGGCCCCAUGGCGCGCUCACCGUACUCGCCAGAAGUAAUACCGUAUUUUUAUAAUGAUAUGCGCAGCAUAGUGCCACCGCGUGGGGCAUUUAACCUGCCGGACCCAGCGCCGACGAAGGCCGAGCGUGCCGCACUACGUGGCCGUCGGCGUCGUGCGCGGAAAGGGGCGCGCUACAGCAAAUGA
Molecule: messenger RNA, 1560 nt
Organism: Leishmania major strain Friedlin
Lineage: Eukaryota; Euglenozoa; Kinetoplastea; Trypanosomatida; Trypanosomatidae
Exons: 1
Coding region: 1-1560 (519 amino acids)
Source: RefSeq, a predicted model, not a curated record